Oncorhynchus keta (chum salmon) is the source of this 4654-nucleotide messenger RNA. Its product is annotated as trichohyalin-like. Lineage: Eukaryota; Metazoa; Chordata; Actinopteri; Salmoniformes; Salmonidae. Bases 299 to 3244 code for a protein of 981 amino acids. The transcript has 9 exons. The record is from RefSeq and is a predicted model, not a curated record.
GACGAGGUGUUUCUCCAUCGUCAUCAAUAACACCCAGUCAGACACUUCGGGAGUUUUCUAGCCGAAACAAAACCGAAACAUUUAGAGCUCUUGAGACGCUUUCAGUGUAUAUUAUUCACUGUGUUUUAAAACAAAAUUCGGUUGUAUAGAUAGUUACCCCCCUCCCCUCCAUUUCAUUUAAUAUGUACGUUACUAAUUAGUAAGCUGAAUAGCUAAAAUAGCCUGGCACUAGGCUAGUCGCACAUGUUAACUAGCUAUUGUAUUUAUUUCACCAGGUAGUUAGCUAACAUCCCCGAACAUGAGCUCACUAAACUUCUCUCCUCUUGUUAAAGAAGAGGAGGAGGAUGUCUGCUGGACGGAGAAAGAGGGUCUGUGGCUGAAUGUUGUCGUGAAAGAGGAGGAAGAAGCUCUGGUCAAAGAGGAGGAGGAGGAAGAGGAGGCAGUUACAAUACAACAACAAGUAGAGGGUGAGACUGUUGCCGUGAAAGAGGAAGAGAAAGACGUUUCAGUUAAAGAAGAGGAAUACGAGUUCAGAGUGAAAGAGGAAGAGGAGGAUGUUACGGUAAAAGAAGAGGAAGAUGAGUUCAGAGUGAAAGAGGAAGAGGAGGAGGUUACGGUAAAAGAAGAGGAGAUGGAAGUUACAGUGAAAGAAGAGGAAGACGAGUUCAGAGUGACAGAGGAAGAGGAGGAGGUUACUGAGAAGGAAGAGGAAGAUGAGUUCAGAGUGACAGAGGAGGAGGUUACUGAGGAGGAAGAGGAAGACGAGUUCAGAGUGACAGAGGAGGAGGAGGAAGUGGAUGCACCAUUGAGAGCAUCCUGUCGGGCUGUAUCACAGCUUGGUACGGCAACAGCACCGCCCACAACUGCCAGAGGGGGGCGCGGUCUGCCCAACGCAUCACCGGGGGCAAACUACCUGCCCUCCAGGACACCUACACCACCCGAUGUCACAGGAAGGCCAAAAAUAUCACCAAGGACAACAGCCACCCGAAACACUGUCUGUUCACCCCGCUAUCAUCCAGAAGGCGAGGAUGCAGUGUUUGGAGUGAAGGAGGAGGAGGGAGAGAUAACUGAGAGAACUCCGGUGCGCUCUGCAGUGCGUUCCUGUCCGCUUUGCCCUAAGGUCGUGGUCGGCUUCAGUCAGCACCUGAGGCACACGCACAAUGUGAGGAACACGGAGGAGAGGAUCCUCCUUUGUAAUUGGAAGUCGGGCCGUGUCAACAUCAGGCAGGAGCCAUGCCCAGUGACGGGAUGCUCCGCCCAUGCCAGCCGGCUGGACCGGCACAUGGAGUCGCACACAGAGCUCGACAGAUCGCAGAGGAGACGGGCUUUAGAGGAACUCAGGAGACGGCUGACCAUGGAGCGGCUGGCCGCGUUGAGGGCGUCCAACCCUGCCGUCCCGCUGGCCACCCGUUUGGAUAUUGCGGAAACGAAGCAGGAAGAGGAGGACGACUCUUUAGAUUCACUGCUGUCUCCUUUGGAAGAGGAGGAGGAGGAGGACGUGAGCUGCGGAGAUUAUUCCUGCCACUGCCAGGCGCCCAUCCUGAGGCUGCGGAAAGCUUUGCAAGAGCGUGAUGAGGCCCUGACCAAGAGAAGUGCGACCAUCCAAUCCGGUAGAGAGGACAACCUGAAGCUGACCACGGAACUGAAUAGAGCGAGGAAGAGGUAUCAGCUACUGAAAAGGCAGAAGACGACGAGUGUCAGGGCGAGGUCAGCAAACGCGAGGUCGGGGAAGACGAGGUCAGCGAAGAGGUCCAGGUUUCAGACCGCGUCAGACACAGAACAAGAGGAGCUACAGCAGGACCAAGUCGUAGGUUCAGGAGCCCAGAUAGAGGAGGCCACGGCGCCCAAGUCUAGCAGCCAAACUCCCUUCCCGGGCUCUGCUCUGAGUGUGUUUAUAGAGGGGUUCAGGAAGAUCUGUGAAGGCCCCAGUCCAAACAAUAAGCUGAAGCAAACUUGUGCCGCGAAGCUCAAGAGGGUGCAGCAAUUUUUGAAGUUCAUGGCGAAGGAUGAGAAAUAUCCAUCCACUCUCAGUUUCCUGGCACGCCAGGACAAAAUGAGGAGAUGGUUUCAGACCCUUCAGCAGAACAAGGCCGUCGCCACGGUCAACCACUACACCUCGACUAUCGGUGCGUUUCUCCAAUACUCCGAGGAGACCCCUCCGCCUGGCUGCCGGCUGACCAGAAACCACUGGAAGGAGAUCAACCGGGCAAUGAAGGAGAUCAACAAGUCCGUGAAAGGAGCCAUCUCCAACAAGGAAGGCAAGGGGGUGUCUACAAAGAGCCUGCUGGAGUGCAAGGGGGUGUCUACAAAGAGCCUGCUGGAGUGCAAGGGGGUGUCUACAAAGAGCCUGCUGGAGUGCAAGGGGGUGUCUACAAAGAGCCUGCUGGAGUGCAAGGGGGUGUCUACAAAGAGCCUGCUGGAGUGCCAGUCUCUUGCCAAGGACAUGAUCCCCCAAGUGCUGAAAACCUUGGAAGAAACAAUGACACAGAGGAACCAGAACCGGUUUUACGGAUUCCUGUGUGCCUAUUUCACCUCCGUGUACGGCCACAGCCAGGGCCUUUAUAGAAACAUGAUGGUGGAGGAGGUGGAGGAGGUCCAACUUGGCCUGUCUGGGACCUGUCUGAUCAACGUGGGAAACGCAAAACAACAAAUGCAAACCAGGAUCCAGAUGUCGCUGACCAAAGAGGAGUACUCUUGGUUUUCAGACUUCCUGAAAUUUAAGCACUGCCUCCCAGGGGGAAAGAAAGCCCGGUACUUCUUUUUCAAUUCCACCGACACUGAGAUGAAGAACCUGCCCGUCUACCUGAGGGAGGCGUGGAAGGAGAUGGGCCUGCCUGGAAGCCCUACCUUCACUGACCUGAGGGAGGCGUGGAAGGAGAUGGGCCUGCCUGGAAGCCCGACCUUCACUGACCUGCGGACUUCCAUCUUCAGUCAUGUUAAAAACGUUUGCCCGAAUGCCGACGGGGAAACGUUGGCCGACUUCGUGCGCCACGACAGCCGGAUGGAAGCCAAACGUUACGCGGUGAAUCUUUCCAAAGCCGGUGAAACCAGCGCCUUCCGUGAGACGCCGUUGAAGGGAGAAGAUACCGCACCACGGGCGCCGCAGAGAACCAGCCAUCCACCUCCAGAAAGGAGAAGACGAGAGAGGACGUCUCCGAGCGGAGCACCACCCCUGAAGAGACCGAGGUGCAGUACUAGGAGUCUGGCACGUCCCCCGGGGAGGAGGAGCAGGAACGGAAAAUAAGAUGUUCAGAGACAACGCAUCAGAUUACACUUGUACACCGUUUAACACUCAAGAACAAACAGAUACUCGGGCAGCUGGUGGUCUCCUCCAACUGAAUGUCGUCGCUCGCCUCCCACUGUGUCAGGUUCUGAAACAGCUGAGGUCCAUUUAAAGCCCCAAACAGACUCCAGGAGAAAGAAGGAUGAGGAAAGAGGGGGGUUGACCUCUGAGAGUCAGGUGAAAGAGGGGGGUUGACCUCUGACAGUCAGGUGGAAGAGGGGGGGUUGACCUCUGACAGUCAGGUGAAAGAGGGGGUUGACCUCUGACAGUCAGGUGAAAGAGAGGGGGUUGACCUCUGACAGUCAGGUGGAAGAGGGGGGUUGACCUCUGACAGUCAGGUGGAAGAGGGGGGUUGACCUCUGACAGUCAGGUGGAAGAGGGGGGGUUGACCUCUGACAGUCAGGUGGAAGAGGGGGGGUUGACCUCUGACAGUCAGGUAGAAGGACGGGAGCUGUCUUCUGACAGUCAGGUGGAAGAGAGGGGGUUGACCUCUGACAGUCAGGUGGAAGGAGGGGGAGCUGUCUUCUGACAGUCAGGUGGAAGGAGGGGAGCUGUCUUCUGACAGUCAGGUGGAAGGAGGGGAGCUGUCUUCUGACAGUCAGGUGGAAGGAGGGGGAGCUGUCUUCUGACAGUCAGGUGGAAGGAGGGGAGCUGUCUUCUGACAGUCAGGUGGAAGGAGGGGAGCUGUCUUCUGACAGUCAGGUGGAAGGACGGGAGCUGUCUUCUGACAGUCAGGUGGAAGGAGGGGAGCUGUCUUCUGACAGUCAGGUGGAAGGACGGGAGCUGUCUUCUGAAGAAUGUUCGACUUUCUCACAUGUAUACACACCACACACACCACACUCAGACACACCACUCAGACACACCACACAGACACACCACUCAGACACACCACACACAGACACACCACACUCAGACACACCACACUCAGACACACCACACACAGACACACCACACUCAGACACACCACACUCAGACACACCACUCAGACACACCACACUCAGACACACCACACUCAGACACACCACACACAGACACACCACACACAGACACACCACACACAGACACACCACACUCAGACACACCACUCAGACACACCACACUCAGACACACCACACUCAGACACACCACACUCAGACACACCACACUCAGACACACCACACUCAGACACACCACACACAGACACACCACACACAGACACACACCCUCAGACACACCACACUCAGACACACCACUCAGACACACCACACUCAGACACACCACACAGACACACCACACACAGACACACCACACAGACACACACAUUAUUAAAAGUCAUUUAAUGUCAUUUCAUUUGAUUUCUCGUUUAGAUUCAAUAAAAUAUUGUUACUAGUU